AAGUAGACGUCAGGAAGAGGGAAGGAGGGAGGGGAAGAGGAAAGAGAGGGAAAGAGACUCAGAGAGACAGAGACAUCGAGAGACAAAGUCAGACAGAAAAGGGAAUUAAAGAAUUAAAGAAAGGAAACAGAGAGAGAGAGAGAGAGAGAGAGAACGAGAGAGAGAGAGAGAGAGAGAGAGAGAGAGAGAGAGAGAGAGAGAGAGAGAGAGAGAGAGAGAGAGAGAGAGAGAGAGAGAGAGAGAGAACGAGAACACAGGAUUGAGAGAGGGAAGGGAAGUGUGUGCGUGUGUGUGGAGGGGGCGGGGGCGGGCGGGGGGCGGGCCCCUGGGCUCCCCCUCCUCCCCUAGCCCUCUCCUCUCUCUCUCUCCCUCACUCGCCAACUCCGGGCCCCAGCCGCGGGCGGGCAGGCGGGCAGACGGCGGACGGACAGCAUGCUGAGCCUCCUUGUCUGGCUCCUCACUCUCUCCGACACUUUCUCACAAGGAACCCAGACCCGAUUUAGCCAGGAGCCAUCUGACCAGACUGUUGUGGCUGGGCAGCGGGCUGUGCUUUCCUGUGUGCUGCUCAACUAUUCUGGCAUCGUGCAAUGGACCAAGGACGGACUGGCUCUGGGCAUGGGCCAGGGCCUCAAAGCAUGGCCACGGUACCAGAUUGUGGGGUCUGCAGAAGCUGGGCAAUACAACCUGGAGAUUACAGAUGCCGAGCUUUCCGAUGAUGCUUCCUACGAGUGCCAGGCUACUGAAGCUGCCCUGCGCUCCCGAAAGGCAAAACUCACUGUGCUAAUCCCCCCAGAAGACCCUACAAUUGAUGGGGGUCCUGUCAUCCUGCUCCGGGCAGGGACACCCUACAACUUGACAUGCCGAGCUUGCAGUGCCAAACCAGCUGCCACCAUUGUUUGGUUCCGAGAUGGGACACAGCAGGAGGGGGCUAUGACCACAACGGAGGUGCUGAAAGAUGGAAAGAGAGAGACCACAAUCAGCCAGCUACUCAUCUACCCCACCGACUUAGACAUUGGGCGCAUCUUCACCUGCCGAAGCACCAAUGAAGCCAUCCCUGGUGGAAAGGAGACCUCUAUCGAGCUCAACGUACAUCAUCCACCCACUGUGACCCUGUCCAUCCAACCCCAAACUGUGCAGGAAGGGGAGAGAGUUGUCUUCACCUGCCAGGCCACAGCGAACCCUGAAAUCCAGGGCUACAGAUGGGCCAAGGGUGGGAUUCUGAUUGAAGAUGCUCAUGAGAGUCGCUAUGAGACAAAGGUUGAUUACUCCUUUUUUACGGAGCCGGUGUCCUGCGAGGUCCACAAUGAUGUUGGCAGCACCAAUGUCAGCACACUGGUGGAUGUUCACUUUGCCCCCCGGAUUGUGGUUGACCCUAAACCCACGACCACAGACAUCGGCUCUGAUGUCACCAUCACAUGCGUCUGGGCUGGCAAUCCUCCGCUCACCCUCACCUGGACCAAGAAGGACUCCAACAUGGAAACCAGGCAUCCUGACUCCACUCCUGAGGCUGCUCUCUCUGACCAGGUCCUAAGCAACAGUAACCAGCUUUACCUGAAGUCAGUAACACAGGCAGAUGCGGGCAUCUAUACCUGCAGGGCCAUUGUGCCUCGGAUUGGUGUGGCUGAACGAGAAGUGGCACUGGUUGUAAAUGGACCCCCCAUCAUCUCCAGUGAGGCGGUGCAAUAUGCUGUUCGUGGAGAUGGGGGCAAAGUGGAAUGUUUCAUCGGGAGCACUCCAGCCCCUGACCGAAUUGCGUGGGCCUGGAAGGAGAACUUCCUGGAGAUGGGGACGCUGGAGAGGUACACUGUGGAGAGGACCAACUCGGGCAGUGGUGUACUCUCCACCCUGACCAUCAACAACGUCAUGGAGGCUGACUUCCAGACCCACUACAACUGCACCGCCUGGAAUAGCUUUGGGCCAGGCACAGCCAUUAUCACACUGGAGGAGAAAGAAGUCCUCCCUGUGGGCAUUAUUGCCGGUGCUACAAUUGGCGCAGGAAUCCUCCUCGUCCUCUUCUUUACUGCCCUCAUCUUCUUCCUCUACAGGCGCCGAAAAGGAAGCCGAAAGGAUGUGACUCUGAGGAAGCUGGACAUCAAGGUGGAGACAGUGAACCGUGAGCCACUCCCCCUCCACCCUGACCGAGAGGACGAUACAGCCAGUGUGUCUACGGCCACCAGAGUCAUGAAGGCUAUCUAUUCGUCAUUUAAGGAUGAUGUGGAUCUGAAACAGGACCUUCGCUGCGACACCAUUGACACCCGAGAAGAGUAUGAGAUGAAGGUCUGGAGUGGGAGUCCCGGAAUUGGCAGGGACCCCACCAACGGCUACUACAACGUCCGAGCGCAUGAAGACCGCCCCUCUUCUCGGGCUGUCCUGUACGCUGACUACCGUGCUCCAGGCCCUGCCCGCUUUGAUGCCCGCCCCUCCUCCCGUCUCUCCCAUGCCAGCGGCUACGCCCAGCUCAGCACCUACAGCCGGGGUCCCGCCCCCGACUAUGGCCCUGAACCCUCUGCCCCUGGCCCUCCACCCCCUGGCAGUGGCGAGCAAGCCAGCCAGCUCUCCUAUGAGAACUACGAGAAGUUUGGCCCCCACCCCUUCCCCGGGGCAGCCAACUACCCCACUUACCGGCUGGGCUACCCUCAGCCUCCUCCCCCAGGGCUGGAGCGGACCCCCUAUGAGGCGUACGACCCCAUAGGCAAGUACGCCACAGCUACUCGCUUCUCCUACACGUCCCAACACUCAGACUAUGGCCAGAGGUUCCAGCAGAGGAUGCAGACUCAUGUGUAGGGAGCCUGGGGUGGGCGUCUCUGCGGGGCAGAGGAGAAGGCUCUCUUGACUGUUCCCUGAUAUUCAGGGGCAUUGCCAUUUGCUUCCGUCUUGAACCUAUCUUCCCCUCACCCUCAACCCCCCACCCGGCUCUCUUCCCCCUGCCGUUGGGGAGAAGAACAUGUGUCUGAAACACCCCCUCUCCCAAGGAUGGUGCUUCCUCCCCCGAACACUUGGGACUCUCCUGCUCUCUCCCCUCGGGAGAUUCUUCUCUUCUGGUCUGUCCCCCUCCCUCCUCCUAGGCCCCCUCCCCACCACGGAGCAGGGAGAGCCACACAGUUAAGUUUUGUUCUUGGUGGGUGUCUCCGUCUGUCUGUCUUUCCACUCUCCCUACCCCUCUGGUCUCCCUUGAAGUGGGGUCUUGCUUUGGACGAAGGGGAAGGCUGAACAGGAGUGGUCAGGCUGCGGGCUAGGCGAGUUCUUCUUGGGGAGGGUGGGUGUGCCACCAAGUCAGGAGCCCCUGGUUGGGCCCCCUGUCGUUUGCCCCCACACCUCGAAUUGGCUCUACUGCCAUACAGAGUCUAGACGAAUCCUAGUUCAAAGGCAGCCAAGUGCAUCCAGAACCCCAAUAUCCCACGGCUGGUGCAGCUGCUGCUGCUUCGAUGUUCUGUCCCCUCUCCGGGGGGGCUCGAUUUCCCCAGUAUCUCCCCCCCCCAGCCCCAUUCCCUCUUCAGAGAGACAGCAUGGUAUGGUGGAAAGAGCAUUCGACUGGGAGAAAUAGGAUCAUGGGUUAAAGUGUUGCUUCGGCCUCUUCCCACCAGCAAAUCCCAGGCCUGGCAGAGCACUCAGUGAUUCCAGGGAGAAUAGAGGAAACAUCAGAAACUCCGUUCUUAAUUCACCAGCAAAGGGGAACAGCGUGCUUUGGUGCAGUGUCCAGACUUGGCACCAGAGGGAGCCCCGACCUCUCUGUCUUUCCACUCCCACCCACCUCACCACCAUCACCAUUAGUCUCAUUCCUCCCUAGCUAUGCCCCGCUUUGUUUUUGUCUCUGGGUGGGAAGGGGUGCAGAAGGACAGACCGAGGGAGUGUGGAGGGCAACCAAGAGCCAGUAGACUAUUUUCACAAAUUUCAGGAAAAAACAAAACAAAACAAAAAACAGUGAAAUGAUC
Molecule: messenger RNA, 3932 nt
Organism: Monodelphis domestica (gray short-tailed opossum)
Lineage: Eukaryota; Metazoa; Chordata; Mammalia; Didelphimorphia; Didelphidae
Gene: KIRREL1
Product: kirre like nephrin family adhesion molecule 1
Biological process (GO): cell-cell adhesion
Cellular component (GO): plasma membrane; cell-cell junction
Molecular function (GO): cell adhesion molecule binding
Source: RefSeq, a predicted model, not a curated record